This is a messenger RNA of Mustela erminea (ermine), 613 nucleotides long. Its product is annotated as 60S ribosomal protein L10-like. Gene Ontology annotation, cellular component: ribosome; cytosolic large ribosomal subunit. The transcript has a single exon. Gene Ontology annotation, biological process: translation; ribosomal large subunit assembly. The coding region runs from base 240 to 542 and encodes 100 amino acids. The record is from RefSeq and is a predicted model, not a curated record. Gene Ontology annotation, molecular function: structural constituent of ribosome. Lineage: Eukaryota; Metazoa; Chordata; Mammalia; Carnivora; Mustelidae.
GGGUGCUGGAGCGGGCUCGUACCAAUUCACGGGACCAUCAAAUGUUCAGGCGUUUUUUGAACCUGCUGUUAAACACAGCCACUGCUAAAAAUUAAGUUACAUAAGCACAGUUAAAACACACAGUAUUCUAUGCAGCCUGUUGAUUGUAUGGGUUUCCGUAAGGGACCUUGGAGACAGCCCUUUCAGUGGAUGCUGAGGUCUGACCUCAUAGCUAUCUCCAGUUUAGGCUGCACACAGCUAUGCGGGGUGCCUUUGGAAAGCCCCAGGGCACAGUAGCCAGGGUCCACAUUCACCAAGUCAUCAUGUCCAUCCGUACCAAGCUGCAGAACAAGGAGCCUGUGAUUGAGGCCCUACGGAGGGCCAAGUUCAAGUUCCCUGGCUGCCAGAAGAUCCACAUCUCCAAGAAGUGGGGCUUUACUAAGUUCAAUGUGGAUGAAUUUGAAGACGUGGUGGCUAAAAAGCGACUUGUCCCAGCUGGCUAUGGGGUAAAAUACAUCCCUGACUGUGGCCCCUUGGACAAAUGGAGGGCUCUGCACUCCUGAGAACCUGGCACUAUCCCAUCCUGUCAUAUUCAUGCCCACCAAUAAAUCCAACUUCCUGUCAAAAAAAAAAA